GCCGUGAGAUUGCAUCAAGUACCUUGCAAGUUAAGCGGUGUAGUCUGUUCAACCAACUAUGGCUUCACCCGGAGAGUUACAUCGUGGAGCAGCAGCGUGGUUAUGUACUCUGGAAAGGGGCUGGUGGAGGCUGCAGCUGAUCGCGGGUGAGCUGUCUCUCCAAAAGCAGCAGGGGAUGGAGGUUGACAGGGGGGCGAUUUCACUGCCUGUCUGGCUGGCUGGUAGUAGCCAGGAUGUGCUGGCGAUCAUCUGGGAGCUGGAAGAGGGGCCAGCUGCUCAGCUCGAUCCCAUCAUUGAUUGGAGCCAGGCGGAUGAGCUGCUGAAUAUCUGUUAUGCCCUCUUCGAAGAGGGUGUCGCCCUCCGUACAGAGUUGGAGGACAGCAUAGGUUACCUUGGCGGCACCUGCAUCAUUGACGACGACUAUAAAAUUGCCACCAACAACAAUAACAACAACAACAACAGCAAUAAUGGCAACGACUUUUGUGGCUGCAAGGACUGCACCGAGUGCACUGACGAAGGUAAGUCUGGUGGGCGUGAGGACAGCAUCGGAGGCACGAGCGGCACCUGCAUCAUCGCGGAGGAUAAUAGCACCGAUCACACCAACAUCGAUAACAGCAACAACGAAGAUUACAACAACAACAACAUCAACAAUACUCAUUCUACGCUCUCUCCGCGCGUGGCGCGAACGGAGUUGUCGCCCCCUCCUUGCUCGCCUUUCUGCUGGGAGGGGGGGAGGUUACAUCCCGUUUGAUGGCUCAGGAAAUGAAAGCAGAAUCAAUAG
Chara braunii is the source of this 781-nucleotide messenger RNA. The record is from the annotation of a GenBank genome assembly. Lineage: Eukaryota; Viridiplantae; Streptophyta; Charophyceae; Charales; Characeae.